This is a messenger RNA of Saprolegnia diclina VS20, 2115 nucleotides long. RefSeq names its product TKL protein kinase. The transcript is spliced from 9 exons. Gene Ontology annotation, biological process: protein phosphorylation. Bases 1 to 2115 code for a protein of 704 amino acids. NCBI's taxonomy places the organism in Eukaryota, Oomycota, Saprolegniomycetes, Saprolegniales, Saprolegniaceae. Gene Ontology annotation, molecular function: protein kinase activity; ATP binding. The record is from RefSeq and is a predicted model, not a curated record.
AUGUCGUCGGCGUGUGCGCUCAAGACGACGGUCCUCGUGGCCGGCAGCCAGUGCCCCGGCGCCUGCAAGAACCAGCCGUCCGGCGCCUGCGUGCUCUUCAAGACCAAGAGCCUCUGCCAGGCGCUGCCAUCGACGCAGUCGGGCAACUGCACGACGGGCGACGAGUUCCCGCUGCAAGGCGCCACCGAGUGCGUGCUCACGUACACGUGCCCGAACCUGCACUCGCGCAGCAAGGACGACAAGCUGUUCUGGCACUUUUCGGUCGCCGACUUCACGAUUAGCACCGAUGCCACCUUUGCCGGCGCGCCGAUCGACGAGCUCGGGUCGCUUGGCUCGGACGAGUUUGCCAGCGUGCAGUCCUUCCAGCUCACGGGCAACGGGUUUACAUCGCCGAAAGGCGCGAUGCGCACGAUCACGUACCCGCCAGGCCUCUUUGGCACGGCCACGCACCUCACGCGCCUGUACUUUGUCAACAUGAACCUCUCGGGCACGCUCGCGCCGGGCGUCACGGGUCUUCUGCCCAACAGCCUCGAGCAACUGUCCCUCGUCAAUGCGGGUUUGACGUCGCUGCCGCUCGACGUCAAGGCCAUGCCGUCACUCGCCGUGCUCAACAUGACGGACAACAACUUGGCGUCGGUCCCGGUCGACUCCAUCACAAAAGUGCGCCAGCUCCUCCUGGCCGGCAACGCGCUCACGUCGAUGCCCGAGGUGCCCCCGACUGUCCAGAUUCUGGACCUCUCGCGUAACAAGCUCACGAGCUUCCCGUACACCGCCUUGAGCGUGACGGGCCUUCAAGAGCUGUGGCUCCAGGGCAACGCGCUCUCCAAUGUCGUCCUCGACGACACGCAGACCACGCAGCUCCGCAAGCUCAAAACAUUCAGCGCCGACUUCACCGUCACGACGUGUCCGGCAGGGUCGGGCGUCGCCCCCGACCGGCUCAAGGCCUUGACGAGCGCCCAGUUUUGCUUCAAGGGCGUCGAGUCAGCCGACGCCAAUUCGUCCAUGAGCUCGGUGGCCAUUGUCUUGAUCGCACUCGGGUCGGUGGUCAUUGUUGCUCUCGGUGUCUUCUGCUUCUUUCGGCACCGUCGCCAGGCAGGCGCGAAAGGGAAGAACGGCCGCCGCACGUCGCUCGGCACGGACGGCACCGGCGGCACGUCCAACCAUUACGUCUCGGCCGACUCGCACUACCGCGACACGACGUCGCUCGGCCUCUUGAGCGACCCGGAGCUCCUCGCCGUGCGCAUCGACUACCAGGAAGUGCAGGAGAUCCAGCUGAUCUCCCGCGGUGGGUUUGGCGAAGUCUGGAGCGGCAUCUACCUCGGCCGGCCCGUGGCCAUCAAGCGCCUUUUGCCCGAGAAGCGGACGUGGGACGACGCCAUGAACUUUGCAAUGGAAAUCAAGAUGAUGACGCGCCUCAACCACCCAAAGAUCGUCGAGUUCAUUGGCGCUGCGUGGUCCAACGCGCUCUCGAUCCAAGCGAUCUGCGAGUACAUGAACUGCGGCGACCUCAAGUCGCUCCUCGACCGCAGCAGCACCAAGAACGAUGCGAACGGCACGGUGCUCACGUGGGCCAACAUCAAACUCCACCUCGCGAUCGACGUCGCCGACGCCCUCGUGUACCUGCACUCGCUCAACCCCAAGUUUAUCCACCGCGAUCUCAAGUCGCGCAACAUCCUCAUUGAUGCGGAGAACGGGGCCAAGCUCUCGGACUUUGGUAUCUCGCGCAACCGCAACCUCGAAGACACCAUGACGGCGGGCGUCGGCACGUGUCGCUGGAUGGCCCCGGAGGUGAUCCAAGGCGCCCACUACGACGAAGCCGUCGACAUUUACUCGUUUGGCUGCGUCCUCUCGGAGAUGGACACGUGCAACGUGCCGUACUUUGACGCGACGCACACCAACGGCUCCAAGCUCCAAGACCAUGCGAUCAUGGCCGGCGUCGUGCAAGGCACGCUCAAGCCGAGCUUCACCAAGGACUGCCCGAAAGAGAUUGUCGCGAUCGCCGUCGCGUGCCUUGAGACGGACCCCAAGAAGCGCCCGACGUCGACGCAGCUCUCGUACCUCCUGCGCAAGUACCGCAAAGAGUCGGAGCGCCUCAACGACACCAACUCGACGUAG